Paramecium sonneborni is the source of this 3475-nucleotide messenger RNA. Lineage: Eukaryota; Ciliophora; Oligohymenophorea; Peniculida; Parameciidae. The record is from the annotation of a GenBank genome assembly.
AUGGAGAAUUUGGGAAGAAGUAGAGAAAUGUAGAUUUUUCAUUUUUAUUUUAAGGGGAUAUAAAAAAAUAUAUUAAUAAAAUAACUAAAAGAAACACUAAAUAAGGGAAUUUUUUAAAAAAAUUAAAAAAGAUACGACAUUCACUUAAAUUGUAAAUACCACAAAGUUAAAAAGUUAAAUUAAAGAUGGGGGAGGUGUGAUAGUAAUGACGAAUCUUUUUAGUUAAAGAUCAAAAUUUAAAUAUAAAAGAAACAGAAUGUCUGGACAACCUCAUUUCAAGUAAAGAAGCAUCAUAAUAUUUAGUUUUCUGAAUAUGUCGAAUUUCGGGAUGUUAAAUUCCUAAAACACUUAAAUAGUUUAGAUGUAUGAGAAAGCAAUUAAAGAUGCUCUGAGCAGUGUGCAUUUAUAAAAAUUAGGAAAAAAACAACUAUAAUAAAUUGCAAAAGAACUGAAUAUACCAGAAAAAAAAAAAAAAGAAGAAAUAAUAGGAUUGAUUCCCAAAUAGCUCCUAUAAAUUUUGAUAUCAAUGGAGCCUUCCAGACCUGUAGAAUAACUUGUGCAACACCAUCCAAGCCUCCAAAACAACGAGACUAUUAUGGCCAUAUUAAAAAAGUUAUAAGGAAGCAUAAUCAACAGACCAUCAUAAUUCUAACAAUAACCUCAAAUGAGAGGAGCUGUUAAUAUACCAUAAAUUCUACCUAAUCUGACUAAUCCAUACCUCAAUUAUGUAUUGAAUAGAUUUAUAUUAAAGAUGGUACUCCCAUAAGCACAAUAACAAGCUUAAUAAUAAAUAUUAGCAUAAUACCCUCCAAUUAUGAAUAUGAAUCUGUAUCAAUAACAAAUGAGGUAAAAUCCAUAGCAAUAAUUUUACUAUCAAUAUAACAGUAUGUUUUAUGCAUAAUUUAGAUCAAUGGAAUGAUCCACUUGUUGUUCCACAAACUGAAAUGUAAUAACUCCUCAUGUGUCCAUGUAAGUAAGAAAAUUCUUAAUAUUCCCAGAAUAAUUCCCGCCAAAAGACUAUCAAAUGAGGAAGUUAAAUGUAUUAAUUGCGAUAACAAACUACACAUUUCUUGUUUAAAAUUGCAGCCAUAAGAUAUUAAGAUGUUUGAAUGUCCUGUUUGCAUUCUCAGUAAAAUAGAUCCACUUAACUAAAUCAUCAAAGUUCUCUCUAAACCAACUUUGAUUAAUACUACAUAAAGCACACUUCAAUUUUAACUAUCUCCAGAAGAAUUUCAGUAUUAUCCAUAUAUAAUUAAACUUAGUCAAUUAUAAGAUCGAUCGUUUUAAUAGUAGGUUGAAUUGAGAUCUAUUAGAUUAGAUGCUAAAUAUAUGAAUGAAAUCACUUGGCCUGAUUUUUGUGAAAUUUAAAUCAAUCAACAACGUCUAAUUGAAUUUAAACCACUUAAAUCUAACAGUAGUCUUAAAAAAAGAAAAGAUGAAAUUUAGAUCAUCCCUUUAUAGCAAAACAAUUUAACUUUAUCUCUCAAAUCAGGUUAUAAUCAAAUCCUUAUUAAAGAAGCACAAAACUUUUAAGAACCUAAAUCCCAAUUUAAAUUAUGUGAAGAGUAUUUAUAUUAAAUUUAUUUUAGUGGUGUUUAUGCUUAAGCUAUAUAUCUUACCAAAAAACGACCUCAUUAAGAAUUAAUCAAUUAAAUUAAAUAGAAUAAAGAUUCUCAUAAAAUUAAAGAAGAAUGUAUUCAACUUAUUCAAAAAGCAUGUCUCACUGAAAAAACUGAUAAUGAUGUUCAAAUUGAUAAAAUUACUAUCAAAGCUUCCCUUAAAUGUCAAUUUGAUUCUUAGAUGAUUUAAGUAUAUUUAUUUUAUUUAUUAUUAGACUCCUGCAAGAGGUAGGUUUUGUACUCAUGUUUAAUGUUUCUCUCUUGAAAAUACUAUUACUAUUAAUGCUGGAACAUCAAGAAAGUGGAAAUGCCCUGUUUGCAAAAAAAAGAUUUUUGAUAUCAUUAUUGAUUAAUACUAAUUGUAGUUACUUGAAAAAUAUAGAAAUAAUAAAGAAAAUAUUAAGGAAGUUGUUUUCGAUUAAAAUGUAAAUUAUUAAAUUUUAUACUUAGGGAGAAAUUGUUUAAGAAAUUAAAGAAGAAUUAGAAGAAUCUGAAGAAGAAUAAAUCAGUCUUAAUAAACAGAAUUUAUCAGAAGAAUAAUAAAAACAAAUUUUUUAAUAAUAAUAAAUGAAUGAUCCUACUUUUCUUUCAAGACAACUUUUACUUCAUCCUUUCAUGUAAUUGUAUUAAAAAUAAAUUGGAUAAUUUACUGUCUUACAAUAAUAACAAUAAAUCUAAUAAUAAUAAAUGCAAUAAAAAGAAAAAAAUGAAAACAUUAAUUCUUCUUAAAAUAAAGCAUAGUUAAAAUAAUUAGUUGAGUCUAAUCUAUCCAAUAUUGAAGCAAAGUAAAAUACUUUAUAAUCUCAACUAUCUUCUUAGACAAUCACUAAGCCUAAAUUCAUCAAAUUCAAAAAAUAUGAUGCUUGGUUGGAUGAGUUGUCUCAAUAAGAACUUGUUUAAAAGCAAUUAGAAAAAUAAAUAAAUGAGUAAUAAUUAAAUGAAGAAUAAUAAAAUUUGGAAUUACAAUAAUCAUAAUAAUAAUAAGAUUAAUUAUAAUAAAAAUAGUCAUCUUAGUAAUAAUAAUCAUAGUAACAGUAAUAAUAACAGUAACAGUAAUUAUAAUUGUAAUUGUAAUAGUAAUAACAAUAAUAGUAAUUGUAAUUGUAAUAGUAAUAAUAGCAACAAUAAUUAUAAUAACAAUAAUAACAGUAACAAUAAAAUACUAAUUAAGAAGGUGAGAAACCAAUUUAAAAGUCUAAUAGAUUAAAAGAAAGAAUGGUUAGGGUAAUCAAAAAGUAAUUUUCAGAAUUUAUUAGGAAAAAUUUUGCCAAUAAUAUGAAUAUUACUACUGAGAAUAACAAUAAGAAUCCUUAAUAACCAUAAUAACCAUAAUAGCCAUAAUAACCAUAAUAAAUAUAAUAAACAUAAUAAACAUAAUAAUAAUAAUAAUAAAGUGCAAACAAGAAAUACGUUUAUAAACUCUCUGAAGAAAAGCCUAAAAUCAAUACUAGUGCUCAAUUUACAAAAAUGUUGGCUGAUUAGAUCAUAAUGCAAAAUCCUGGUUAAAUUGAAAAGCAUCAUGAAGAUAUAAAAGCUAUUGGAGAAGAAUAGUUAAAAAGUUUAUAAGUUUUUCUUCCUUAAGGAUUUCCUGCUCCAUAAAAUGUAUUUCAAUAAUCACUAAUCAAUUAAAAAUAAUAAGAUUCUAGCACUAUAAUAUAAAAAGCUUUAAGUAAUUAAAAUCCUCCAAUAGGACAAUAAUAAUAAUUAUAGCAACAAUAACAAUCGUAAUAAUAAGUAAUUCCUUAACCAAAAAUGAAAGAAAAACCUUUACAAAAGAUAAAAUCAACUCAGCCGAGCAGUAGUCAAGAGGACAAAAAUGGAAAAGAUUUAGAAAAUCCAAUUUGUAUAGAUUGAUC